Molecule: messenger RNA, 3064 nt
Organism: Physcomitrium patens
Lineage: Eukaryota; Viridiplantae; Streptophyta; Bryopsida; Funariales; Funariaceae
Source: RefSeq, a predicted model, not a curated record
GGUGACUUUUCAACGUGUUGUCCACCCUAAUUUAGAAGUGGGUAUUGUUGACUUAAAUCUGGAGGACGACACUUGUUCAGAUUCUCCCUACCUCCUCGUCGCUUUCCUCCCAUUUUUUCGUAGAAUCUUGAACUGCUCAAUCAUCUCCCCUCAACCUCGAACUGUAGACUCCAACGAUGGGUUUCCCACAAAUUUGCUCUACUCUGUGGAAGGCUUCCUUGUUGCUGCUGUAGAUGUGUACCUCGUUGCAGCUUCAGCUCCUAUUGUAGAUUGCUAGGGUUUGGAGCGUAAUGCAGUUAUGGGAGCCAGGGUUGUAGUUGGAUAUGGUGGAGUGGGUAGGCUUAGCAUCUGUGAUCGUCAAAGCGCUCACUGCAAACCAGGUUCGUCAGGGUUUGGGAUGUAAUCUGGUCUGGGUACCGGUGAUUACGUCUCGGCCAUGGGCCUUGAGGAUGGAUCGCACGCAGCUUUACGGCCUUGCGGAUGGGGUUCUGAAUGGGUGUUCAAAAGCUUCUACUCAAGCAUUUGGAAAUCGUUGUAUUAGACGAGUAUUCGAUUUGGACACAUUCUACCCUGAAAUGUGCGUUUAAUUGGCCCACUUCAUUUUCAAGCGACCUACAUUUAUCGCUGCUUGUUGUGUCGAAUUGGUGGUGGAUGUCUUUGUGGAGAUAGUUCGAACAAGGAGACCUAAAUCUGCAAGUCUCACACUCCAAAUAUGGGGAAAAGAAAACUAGACAGUGUAUUGGAUGGGGAGUCCGAUGAGAGAGACAGAAGUCUGAAGACGCCUGAAGGGGGUGCCAGCGAUGAAGAAUUUGUUGUGGAGGUUAAGGUCGUUGGGGAGAUUACGAAAAAAACAGGAGGAAAGUUAAAAGGUGAUAAAGGAAGAAAAACGUAUCAGGCCUUUGAAGUGGAUGGCAACCGCUACGAAGUUGAUGAUCCCGUACUUGUUACGCCUGAGAGACCCAGCCAAAAGCCUUAUGUUGCUAUCAUUAAGAAAAUUAUGCAGGCGAAAGAUGGAACGGUUCAAGUUGAAGGUCAGUGGUUCUACAGGCCUGAGGAGGCCGAAAAGAAAGGAGGGGGUACGUGGGCAUCAUCCGAUUCAAGGGAGUUGUUCUACAGCUUCCACAUUGAUGAAGUACCAGCUGAGUCUGUCAUGCACAAAUGUCAAGUUCAUUUCAUACCUCCGAACAAGCAACUACCCCAACGACACAAACAUCCAGGCUUCAUUGUCCGUCGGGUUUAUGAUGCGUGUGAAAAAAAACUUUUUAAUCUAACUGAUAAAGACUAUGAGGACCCCAUGCAACUGGAGAUUGAUCUUCUUGUUCAGAAAACACGGGAUGCUCUUGGGGAUUUGCCUGACAUAGACGGUUAUGAGCAUAUGGCUCCCGCAGAGGAGAAGCCUGCUCUAGACUUGAAAAUCAAGAGGAAGGUGCCUGAGAAGAGGACAGUUGCACCAUUGAAUCUAAAGAGUGAAGAGUUUAGUGUCAAUGAACCAAAAAUCCAAGGUGAGACUCCAAGUAACAAAGUUGACGCUGCGAGAGUCGAAACUCCUAUCAGUGCUGUGGGCACUGACAUGGAGGUUUCUACCUUAUUGAAGAUUCAUGGUGUAUCAUUGAGUGUACAUGCGCGAGACCGCUGGCUGGAGAAACUAAUGCAGACCAUACGAGAUCUCUGUGGGGGUAGCAAAGGUUUUCAUGUGAAGGGUGGAGGAGAAGAUAGUACAAUCAAAGAUGAUGGUGAUCCAAGUAAAGGGCGUGGUGUAGCUGAUGCCGAAGGGGGCAAGCAAGGUUUAGGAAAGCGUAAAAGCUUCUUGGGAGAGGGUAGCCUUGCUUGGCCUGAGGUUGCCCCUGCAGCUGUUGAAGUAGUCAGUGCACUAGAGAGGCUGAGCUAUGAUUCCCUUGGCAACGAUUUACACAAGUACAAUCUCAAGAUGCGUCAAUUGGACUUCAACGUAAAGAAAAACAAAGUUUUGGCGCGUCGUCUUCUCAACAAGGAAUUAGAACCCGCUGAAGUCAUAAACAUGUCUCCUGCUGAAUUGAAGGAUGGGUAUAUAGCAGCUGAGAGGGAAGAUCAAGAACGUACUGAGCCAGAGACUAUGCAGAUGGCAGAUGUUAGGUGUUCGAUAUGCACCGAACGAGAAGUACGUGUCAUUGACAUUAUCCAUGUCGGGUUUGGUGACCGCUACCAGAUUUGUUUUGGUAAAAAUGUGCAGCUGGAAUGUUUGAAGUGUGGCACAACGUGGUACUCAUCAAGGGAUGCCAUUUCCUCACUGGUAAUUCAACCCACACCGGCUCCCCCAAAUGUCGGUAUAGCUCCACCGGCCACCUCCAAAUUUGAUGAAGUAGAAAAGGACAUUCAAGCAGGCCUUGCCAUAGACACUGACAAUUCAGCGCCUUCAGCUACUAGCGUAGAAACCAAGACACCUACAGACACAAAAACCUCCACUGUCCCGUCUGCUACCAAUCAUUAUACUCAAGUUAUGAACGCUCUCCACGAACACUUGCCUAUUGCAAACCCAAUUGCUGAAGAUCUUGUGAAUACCAAACCUCAACAAGAUGUGGGUAUCGAGGAAGAACCCGCACUGGCAGCUAAAAAUACCAUAGAGACGAGUUCUGAAAACUUUAAGAUGAAGUCAUCACCUCCAGAGGUGGCUACCAGCCCUAGAUGCGAGCUAGAGAUUCCUCACGUGGACGGCGUACGUGAGAAUUUUCUACCAGAAAAGAUUCCCUACCUUUAGAAUCUUCGGCUUAACUUUGAAGGGGCCUGGUUGAGCUGCUUUUAUGAGGCUCAUUUUGGAGGUUACCGAUCUUGACACAGGAAGAGACAAGGUUGUAUCAUAUUUGAGGCUAGAUACAUUACACUCGACUACAUAGAAUCGUAUAGUAGAUGGCUUACAUGUUUAAUUUUUUACUAUUGGGAAUUUUAACUGCAUAUUCCUGACUUCAGUUGCAAUCUUUUCAUGGUGUAAACUGCUGCGCUACAGGCUGCACUACAGCAUAUUGUAGAGGAUUUUUUUUUUGUGGAUACCUUGUGUGUGUCAAGCAAUAAGACAAUUGGCUUUUCCCAA